Molecule: messenger RNA, 2100 nt
Organism: Trichoderma atroviride IMI 206040
Lineage: Eukaryota; Fungi; Ascomycota; Sordariomycetes; Hypocreales; Hypocreaceae
Source: RefSeq, a predicted model, not a curated record
AUGGCGGACUCCCGGGAUCUUGAACCCCCGCCACAGACCCACGUCGAGGACCCGGGGGCCCAUCAGCUUGCUGAGGCUUCAGAUUCGGAGGAUCAGUUCACGGACGCACAGUCCGCACCCACGAGCCCCGGCGUUAGCUCACCGGUCCCCAAGACACGAGUGGAACUGGUCGACAACGAACCGUCAUAUGGAGAAGUGCCCGGCACCGAGGCGUACGAGAAGAGAGAGCAAGAUGCUGAGCCAGAUGAGAUUGCCGUCGUGUCCGAAAUUGCUUCCGAGCCAACGCCCCCCACUCCUCUCGAGCCGACCGAUAUUCCUGUAACGAUGGUCGAAGAGUCCGUUGGUGACUAUCCCGGCCAAGACACGCCGCAGGAGCUGGAGAAGCAUAAAGCAGACGCUACCCCUGAUAUUAUAUUGAACCCUAAUGGCGAGUUAAGGAGUGGCAACGAAGAUGCUAUUUCUGACGUCCCUCUUUCGCCUGCUCUUUCUGCAGCCCAUUCGAGAAGAGAGUCUAUAUCAUCUCAGCCAACGGUCUUGGCCAAGCCAACAGAAGUAACUAAUACUGGUAGUGGAGGUGGCGAUGACGAUGACGGUGUGAUGGCCGAGGAAGGCGAGAAAAGAGACGAGAAGGUAGACGAGAAGGUAGACGAGAAGGUAGACGAGAAAGAAAUCGAGAAAGAAGCUGAGGAAGAAGUUGAAAAAGAAGAAGAGAUAGAGGACCAGAAAGAGGACGAGAAGGCAGACGAUUUCGGAGACGAUUUCGGAGAUGAGAAGGAAGGCGGCGAGGAUGACGAUUUUGGAGAUGACUUUGACGACUUUGAAGAGGGCGGCCACGAUGAUGACUUUGAUGACUUUGAGGCUGGUUUCCAACACGCUGAACCUACUACGACUACCACAUCGGCACCUCUCCCAGUUCAACCACAACACUCAUUACCAUUUUCGAUACCCGACUUUGAUGGGCUGAGCCCUGAUGAAGUCACUUCCGCAAUUGAACCUUGUUUACAUGACCUCUUCCCUCCCGAGGAACUCGACUUCCGGGCCUUCCCACCGAUAUCAAAAGACUCAUCAUCCAUUUUCCUCACGCCACGCUCCGCCUCUCUAUGGUCUCAGCUCGUUGCUCCCCCGCCCCUGGCACCGCCCGACUGGAUCCGUUCGCGAACCCGCCGUCUGUUUCUCGUCUCUCUCGGAGUCCCCGUGGACUUGGACGAAAUUCUUCCGGCAUCCAAGCAAAAGAAGCUUGUGUUGCCGUCGCUUAAUAUUCCUGCCGCCUCGCCUAGAGGGUCAAGUGACUUGCGCUCGGCGACCAGACUAAACCAAGGCGAUGGAAAUGCCUCAUCAACAUCAGUAGACUCGCACGGCAAACCAUUGGCGUCUAAGAGGAGGAAAGGACCGCCUCCCCCGCCAGAGUUGGACCUGGUAGUGGCAAAACAUGUCUGCCAGACGACAGACGAGGCAUUGAAUGGCAUGACUGAUGAGGAACUAAAGGGCCAUGUGGCCAAGUUGGAGGCCAUGCAGGGAGCGGCCAAGGAGAUGCUGGAUUACUGGACAAAACGGACGGAUGAAAAGAUUGGGGAUCGGGAGGCAUUUGAGGGGGUUAUAGAAAACUUGGUGGCACACGCACGUAAAGUACGAAAGUAGAGACUUGCAUGAUGAUUUAUAUAUUAUGGAUUGUCCAAUUCUUCAACACAAAAAUUGACCUAGCAGCUAUUUGUGCUUUUCUCUCUCUCUCUCUUCACCAUUAUCAUCCUGGGUAAAGAAAAAAAAAAGAACUUCUAUAGCUUUAUAGCACCAAUGAAGGGCACCUUUCCUGACGCCGCUACCUAGCCUCUGGGAAGGCGUUUCAAUCCUGCUCUGUAUGGCUCGUUUGGAACCGACUAAUCGCUGUCUCCCCUUUUCUCUCCUUCUCCUUCCCCGUUUCUUCACACCGCUGCAAGAAAAAUCGCUGGUUAGGUCGAUAAUUCUGCUGAUAUACUACAACCCGAAGCAUAAGUUUCUUUUUUCGCUCCCCACCCAAAACCCAUAAUAACACAUCGCUUCAUAGAUAAGUUUACUCUUUCCUAGCUCUAUGCUUAUGCAGAGCUGGGCUCCAGAGUAACACCA